UGCAGGGGAGCUGGAACUCAGGAGCAGCCUGCAAAGGACAAACACUUGACCAAGAGGGUCUUUGCUGUAAUAGCUCAUUUACUGUGUGGCUCAGACUUCUCUGGUGAGUUACCUGUGAUGGAGUGCACCUCCCCUCUCUGCUCUGCCCCUCAGCGUCUGCUGCAGCCGGCUCCCUGGAAGGAUUCCUGCAGUGUGAGGUCCCAGCACAGUGAGCACAGACUGAGCCCAGAUGGCUGGGGACACCAGCACAGCCGCCUGGAGCCACUGCAGUGCCAGGAUCUGCUGGUCCAGAAUGCACUCUUCACUGGAGACCUGGACAUGGUGCAGAAGUACUUCACCAAGAGUUCAGCCAUCAAUCUCAUCAUCGAGACCAGGGGCGAUGAGCUGCGCUGGACUAGCAGCAAACGUGGACUGUGGUCGCUGAGCUACGAGCAGGAGUUGACCACGCCGCUGCACAUCACGGCGGGCCGGGGCUACACGGAGUGCCUGCGGCUGCUGCUGCAGCGCGGCGCCGCCGUGGACCUGGCCCCGGGGGGCAGGACGGCCCUGCAUGAGGCCUGCGCGGCCGCCAGCCCCGACUGCGUGCGGCUGCUGCUCCGCGCCGGGGCCGACCCCGAGGCCGUCUCUGAGCAGGGCUACAGGCCCCUGCACCUCUGCAAGAGCUCGGACUCCAUCGGGUGUGUCCAGCAGCUGCUGCAGCACGGUGCCAGUGUGAACAGUCAGACAGAGGAGGAGCAGGACACAGCACUGCAUGUGGCGUCACGGCACGGCCUGGUAGAGCACGUCCAGCUGCUUCUGCACCACGGGGCUGAGCUGGAGGUGAAGAACAAGGAGGGGCAAACACCGCUGAAUGCUGCCUGUGCCCAGCACCAUCAGCCCCAGGACAUGGACCGCUACUACCAGGUGUGCCAGCUGCUGGUGGAGAGCGGUGCCAGCGUCAACGCCGAGGACCGGGACCGGCAGCACCCGCUGCACCUGGCCUGCAAGAAUGCCAACGCUCAAAUCGCAGAGUUACUGCUGGCCCGGGGUGCCAAUGUCAAUGUCAUGAACUACGGCGGCAACACGGCCUUGCACAACAUCCUGCAGGUGGCUGCCUACAAGCGGGAGCAUCGCCCGGAGCAGGUGGUGCGAGCGCUGCUCAACCACGGCGCCGUCCGUGUCUGGCCGGGCUCCCUCCUCAAGGUGCUGCGGUGCUGCCACAGCUGCCCGCGUGUCAUCGAGGCCUUGGUGAACAGCUACAGCCACGUGCGUGUCUCUGAGGACUGGCUGGCAGCAGUUCCAGCAGAGGUGGUACAGACCUCGCUCCUUGCAGCACCUGGCUCGCUGCACGCUCAGGAGCCUCCUGGAGGGCCGGCUGCUGCUGGUCCUGUCCCAGCUGCAUCUGCCCAGUGCCCUGCACCAGUUCCUGCUGCUCGGCUUCGAGGACGUUCUCUACUAGGGGUGGCAGUUCCAGUCCUGCUGUGCCUUUCUGUGCAGACGUUCCACUCCUGCCAAUGCAGUCUGUGCUUUUGCAGCUCCCCCCUUCCUCUCAACCCGUCCUGCCUAGCCACAUCAGCCCCCUGUGCCAGGCCUGCUGCUGUGUCCCAGUCCCAGCCAGCCCUGUGCUCUGCAUCAUGCACCUCUUUUGGAGUGUUCUGUUUGUCCAUACUAAUCCAGACAGACUCCAGACUAACAAAAGGAGGUAUGGGAAUUAAGGAAUUUUGUGGUACAAGGAGCAAAGACACUGCAUGGAUCACAGGCUUAGUAGUAGGAUGCCAGUUUCCCUAUCCCAAAUCCAAAUACCCUAUCCUGUACUAGGCAGCUCUGGUGCCCUGGAUGAUUGCUGUGGUCCUGUCUUUUGUCGAGUUGCUUGGUCUGUACCCAGAGGUGUUUGGAAUAAAUCCUGUUCUUUAUAUCCA
Molecule: messenger RNA, 1898 nt
Organism: Haemorhous mexicanus (house finch)
Lineage: Eukaryota; Metazoa; Chordata; Aves; Passeriformes; Fringillidae
Gene: ASB10
Product: ankyrin repeat and SOCS box containing 10
Exons: 5
Coding region: 118-1797 (559 amino acids)
Biological process (GO): intracellular signal transduction; neuronal action potential; negative regulation of delayed rectifier potassium channel activity
Cellular component (GO): synapse; membrane; axon initial segment
Molecular function (GO): transmembrane transporter binding
Source: RefSeq, a predicted model, not a curated record